CGCGGCGCGGCGCUCGCUAAACUCAGGCGCGCACAGACGAUCCGUAUUAUAAAAAUAAAUCACAGAACUUCUAGAAAACUGUGCCAAAAAUUUCAAAAUUAGAGAGCAUUUAGACAGUACGCAGAAGUGAUUUCAUGCCGACAUUUGUGUAAUCUAGAACUAAACUAAACCAAUUUGCACAAAUAUAGUAAUUAUAAUAAUAAUAAGAAUGUCUACAAUGAGUCUCGCACGGAAGGGCAGUAACAGCAGCAUUGAAGUAGCAGGAGGAGACAAGUUGAGAGCUACGCAGAAGGCAGGCUGGAAAAUUGAUGAGAAUGAGAAAGCCUGCUACAUAGAUAUAGACGAAGACGACGAUGAUAGUGAUGAUCAGAGAAACGACGGAAAGCGUGUGUAUUCACGAUGGUGCUACUUGCCGGAUUUGCUGUUAGAAGAAAUAUUCUCCUACCUUACACCAAAGGAACGCUACUAUGCCAGUUUGGUUUGCCGCCACUGGUACGGCGCCUUCUAUUUGCCGACCGUAUGGAACAACUUUGUGGUUGAUGACCGCACACUGACCCGCGCCAAAUACAAUUAUUACUCGGGUUGGCAAUAUUGUCUCGAUCAUAUGCGCACACAAAAUUGCCUGGCUCGCAUCGGACGGCAUUUGCGAGGCAUAGAGUUCCGGCCAUGGCAUAGCUUCAACAAUAUUUAUCAGUUCAUGUCAAUGCUGUCAUGGAGCAUGGAUAAGGGCACCGAAUUGAAUGCCUCACCCGAACUCCGCGGUAUGGGUUCCCGCAUACGCUCCUUAGUAUAUCACUUUCCUUGCAACAUGUCUCAGCCCAACGAUCCUGAAGGCAUUAAGCUAUUUGGCACAGGAGGCCAAUUACUCAAAGGUCUAAAGGAACUACUGCUACGUCUAACUGAACUGCACACUUUGAAACUUGUUGACUUUGUCUUAGAACGGUUUGAAGCGAAUCAUCUGUUGGACGAAGUAGUCUGCAGUUGCUGCACCAAAAUGCGUGUACUCAACCUGGUCAAUGUGACUACGACACACUGCCCCAUCAUGCAUGUGGGUCUAUUUCUGAAUCUUCAGAUACUAACCAUUUCGCCACAAAACAUUGACGACGAUGUACUCUCUCUACUGGCCGAUACAAAGCUGAGACAUCUGCAUUUGCUUCAGAACUGCUACACACCCAACCAUCUCACCAUCAGCCCCUGCAGCGCCAAAGCGUGGCGCAAUGUAAAAAAAAGUAAUCCACGUAUGCGGGUACACCUACGCCUCGAGAACCUUGUGGAUGGCGAAGUGGUUCUACAGCCAGAGGCACCAGUGCACAGCAUCACCUAUUGGGCACCCCAAGCACGCGUUCAUGCCGAGCUGCUACUGCGAAUGGUCGACAACUACAAAAAUACGCUGGCCGUCUAUGGCCACCAACUCCUACCGCGCUUCACCAGCCCCAAGCCGUUUCACAACCGCAUCGACAGCUUGCUGCUACUAAUGUGCCGCCAAUGCUGCUAUUUGGACACUUUCAUCAUACGUGAAAAAAUUUCGACUUCAACUCUGCUGCUGCUGGCGCGUACGGCCAAGAACUUGCGACAGUUGCAUGUUCGUCGCUUCGCCGUAAUUAUAAGAUGCGACUGGCCGCGGCAUCCGGAAUGGAGUGAUGAAUAUUAUUUGUGGCUGCGGCGCAAUUCGCGGUCCUAUGAGGCAGUGGAGCGCGAAAUUUCGCAAAUAUUAGGUUUCAAGUGGCGCUUGCUGAGCGAUCGCGACUUUAAGCAAUUGACGGUGAAUUGUAGGGCCGGCACGUAGACAUAGCAAGCCUUUCCCUUUCUUCACUUAAUUUGUGAUACACGGUGUUGAGCUUUAAUAUACUUGUAUGUAUGUACGUGUGUGUACUGUAUGUAUUACUCGAAUCAAAAACAAUUAAAUUUCUGUAGGAAACCCCCGAAGAAUAUUGCCAGGGUGAAAACAAUCUUUCAAACCGCCUCUAGACUAAGUGCAACUGUAUAAAGUAUUUUGUUUGUGUACAUUUUGCAAAUCACCGUCGAGCAAUUUGUAUGGCUGUGCUUCAAUCGGACCUACGUAUAUAAAAGUCUGGUGCUAGUCGUGUGGACAUUAGUUACUUAAGACGCACUGCGGACGCUUAGAUAUGAAAGCUAUAUUCACUAUUAUCGUUAUUAUUGGUGUACUCCUUGACUUUGGAGCAACUUCGCCAACACCGUACUUUAUUCGUCCACGCCCAAUCGGAUGGAUCGUGGCUGUACCUGUGCCCUAUCAUGGACAUCACCAUAGAUACCAUGGCUACCACAGGUAUCGCGGCCCCUAUCAACGCCAUGGGUAUUGGUGAAAAGUAUUACAAACAACUAUCAGAACUCUAAUAAAUAUAGUAACAAUAUUUUAAUAAAAGCAAAGGUGUAAAUUAAUUUUUAAAAAAUAACACUAAAGAUUAACAAAGUAAAUUUUCUGGUAAUUAAAAAUGCAA
Messenger RNA from Scaptodrosophila lebanonensis, 2459 nucleotides. RefSeq lists its product as uncharacterized. The transcript has 6 exons. Gene Ontology annotation, molecular function: protein binding. The record is from RefSeq and is a predicted model, not a curated record. Bases 209 to 1786 code for a protein of 525 amino acids. Lineage: Eukaryota; Metazoa; Arthropoda; Insecta; Diptera; Drosophilidae.